AUGAUGGAAGAAGAUAUUGCACUCUCCCCUACCACUGUUUCAACGUCAUCCUUCCACACUACUCCGUCACCUACAGACCAUACCAACGAUGGCUCGACAGGCAAGGGCAUCCUCAUUGGCAUGCUCUCCGCUUUCGGCUCAGCCGCCUUCGUCGUCCUCGUCUUCGCCAUCUUUUACUUCUUUAGAUACACCAGUCGAGGACGCAUCUUCUUAGAUCGCAUAGGAAGACCGGGCGAGUAUGACGAUGAGCAGGCGCUGGCAAGAGAGGAGGCCGAUGCUUUAGAGGACAUGGAUGAUCUGCAACGAGUGGAGUAUCUCAGAGCAAAAGCAUUCAUCCAAGCCAAUCCGCCCGAGACUUUGCCUACGGACAUUUCACUUUCACAGUACCUUGCAAUCCAGGAGAAGGGCGUGUCCGCAUGGGAAUUUGAGCCCGAGCUCGAGAUUGCGAACUGCUUUGUCGAGGGCCGAACGGAGAUCGAGUUUUUUGAUUCUGAAUGUAGUGUCCAAAGCAAUCUGCCCAUACCGAAACAGAACGAGGUUUACUAUUGGGAAGCCAAAGUGUAUGAUAAGCCCGAUUCUUCUUUGAUCAGUAUCGGUGUAUCGACAAAACCAUAUCCCCUCUUCAGACUACCGGGCUGGCACAAAUCCUCAAUAGCCUACACCUCGACCGGCCAACGGCGCUACAACCAACCAUUUACGCCAACCAGUUAUGGUCCUGAGUACGUACAAGGCGAUGUCAUAGGUGUCGGCUAUCGACCACGAACCGGAAGCGUCUUUUUCACACGGAACGGCAAGAAGCUAGACGAUGUAGCUCAUGGCUUGAAGACACAGAAUUUUUUCCCAACAGUGGGCGCAAAUGGUCCCUGCACCGUGCAUGUCAAUUUUGGUCAAAGCGGGUUCGUUUUUAUUGAAGCGAAUGUCAAGAAAUGGGGCCUGGCUCCAAUGACCGGUAGUCUUGCGCCGCCGCCACCGUACGGCAGCGAGCAAGGCAGUAUACUGCUGGAAGCUGGAAGAGACGGCACGAGACAGAGCCAGCCAACUUACGGGCAUGCAAGAUCGCGGAGCGGGAAUAUAAGAACUGCUCCGCCAAUGAGUCCCGGUCCACAACGGUCACCAACGGAGAUUUCCCUCGCGCAAUUGGCCCAUAUACCGUCGAACGAGGAUGUGGGUGAGGGCACUAGUAGGAGUGCGGAACGAGCAGACGGAGUGUUGGACCAGCAAGUAACUGCCCAUGAUCCGCAAGAUUUCUCGGCGCCGCCACCCGAGUACACAAGUCCGGAGGAGUCUCAUGAGAACAGCCGAAGAAGCAGCGAAGGCAGCGAUGACGAUGGUGAGGAAAGACCUCUCAUGCGGCCUGACUCACCAAGGCCACCUAUACCUAGCUAUGAUGCGGCCGUGGCAGAUGAUCCCCGGUCGAGACAUGAAUACGAUACCCAGCAUAGUGCAUAA
This is a messenger RNA of Letharia lupina, 1449 nucleotides long. RefSeq lists its product as uncharacterized. Bases 1 to 1449 code for a protein of 482 amino acids. The transcript has 4 exons. The record is from RefSeq and is a predicted model, not a curated record. NCBI's taxonomy places the organism in Eukaryota, Fungi, Ascomycota, Lecanoromycetes, Lecanorales, Parmeliaceae. Gene Ontology annotation, molecular function: protein binding.